GAGCAGUUGCUUUAUCCAACUUGCUUCGUUUCGUCUCUUUUCGUUGAUUAAAAACGGAAACAAAUUUAAAUGCGGACAAUGUUGCCCCCAAAUGUUUGCGCUGGUCUGCAUUCCGCCGCCGCGGCUGCCGCCACUGGAGGAAGAUACUCGCAUCAUACAAAGGACAAAAGCCACGUAUCCUCCCUGGCCGCUCCUUUUUUUCGUCGCUCGCGGGAAAACGGAAUCUUAAUUUUUUUUUUACAUCCCGCUUGUUUACAAAUUGUGCUGACCACUCAGAGACCGCAGGAUUAAACACCGUCAAGCGUUGCUCCAAGCUUUUACGCAUGACUUGCCAGUGCUUGCCAUCUUUAAAGCCAGUGUCGUGCCAAAUCGCCUUGACGCACGGAAAUGAACCAAAGUCACGACUAAUACAGAGUUUUGUUUUUGCACUUUAAUUUAAAAGAAAGGGAUACUUAGGAUGGGACGUGUCCGAAUCUGGGUUGAGCUAGCUUGGAGAAAGAGGUGCUUCACCUCCCUCCUGCCAGUCCUGCAUGGUCAUGACCUGUCAUAACGCCCCUUCCACAGCUCGUCUCAUCCUAUUGGUCCUGCUCAUUGUCACUCCACAGCUAGCCGGCUCCGCCCCGGCAUGGGGCGGGCAAGGGGAGGGAGGGGUGCAGGGGCGCACACGGACAGACCACAAAGAGGACACUCUGGGCCCCCUCCUCUUGCCGCCCCAGCCCCAGAUUUUCCCUGGCACAGAUGACGCAUCGCCAGACCGGAUUCAUGGUCCAGGUCAAGAUAACCAAUUAGAUAAAGUGAGUGACCCUGAGCAGGUGCUUGCUGUUCUUUUGGAGGCCCUGGACCACCCAGGGGAUGGCGAAAUCCUCACCAGCAGAAGCAGAGACUGGGAAGAGGAGGAUCAGAGUCAAAAGCCGCCCUCCGCUGAAGACGUGCAGGGUGGUGAGAUAAGGGGAGCAGAGCAGACAGAGGGGGAGAGGGGGAAGGAAGAGGACAAUGAGAAGCAAGAGGCUGAUAAGGCAAUUGAAAAGGUAAUUUUAGGCCAUUUGGCAGCUGUUCAGGGGGAUGAAAUGCAGGAAAAGGAGGAAGAGGAGGCUAAAACUACAAGAUCAGGGGAGGAUCAAAAUGCAACUGAGGAAGAGAAGGGAAAUAAUUUAGAACAACUCAUAGAAAAAGUCAAAUCUGCAUCCACAUCAGAGGUGGAAGAUCCCUCGUUGGAGCGCAAAAUCCGAGGCUACUUCCAAAACAUCGACUUGGGUCUGCAAGACAAUGAGAUCCUGCCUCCUCUGAAGGGCUACAAGGCGUACAACACUCAGCUCGCACGAGCCGGGAAGAAGCAGCACUGGCAGGACAACAUGUCGCGCAACAGACCCGUCAAGGGGGGGAACUUUAUGGACGACUUCAAUGACGGCGGCGAGGAGCUGGAGGAGGAGGUCGAAGAAGAGGAGGAGAGUCUCUCCCACAUGCAAGAGGAGGCGAGGGCACGUGCAGAGAAGCAGGAGGUUCUCCGGCAGCAGGAGGAGGCGGAGAGAGCCAGGGAGGAAGAGCAGAGGCUGGCGGACAUCGCCUCCGACAUGCUGCUGCAGUACAUGGGCAGGAAGCAGCAAUCGUUCAUGAAGCCGCGACAGAAGAGCAGCAACACUGCCGAGGACAAGAGGUCAGAGGAGGUCCUCCCAGACGAGGACGACCUGGACCAGCAGAUGAUCGAUAGGCUGAUUGAGAUCAGCAGCAAGCUCCACCUGCCCGCCGACGACGUAAUCGAGAUCAUAAGUGACGUGGAGGAGAAAAAGAAGAAAAGGAAAGAGUUGCAGCAGCAGCCAAUCAACAGCAAUCCAAUCCUUCCUCGCUUCAGGCCUCUGGUGCCUCCUCCUCUUGCCACUCCCCCCAUUUACCACUACACAGCCUCAAAAAAUCCCAAGAAAGCUCCUUACAAGCACAAUAAAUCCAACAAGAAAUGGCACAAGGACAAAGUCAAGUCAUACAAGCAGGACUAUUGGUAUAAGCCUCAGAAGCAGCUUGACUACUGGUAUAAACCCCAGAAACAGUUUUUAGCCUUCCCCUCCUAUCCCUACUACCAAAAGCCAUAUCGAGCCUACUACCCAGUUUACUUCCCAUACCCUAAAGCACAGUACUACGGCAAAUCCUCCCCCUCCCGAGAUCAACCCUUCGGCACCCAGGAACUUGAUCUCCAGCCCCCGAGGCGCAGGCACAGGGGUGGAGGUAAGAACCGGGCCGGACAGGGCUGGAAGCAGCAGCCGCCCCCGCGUCUGCCUCUCACACCUUAUAUCUCUAACUAUAUCCUUCCUCACCCACGGACCUACCAGCCUCUGCCCCCUCCUAAACCAGUGAUCGCGCCCAGGAGGGGCAGACGACCACAGUACUACUACCCACAGGUCACUCCUGGAGAUGACUAUGAGGAAGAUGGGCUGGUGCCUCAGCUGGACAGUGAGGAGGAGCUGGAGAACUUUAUUGAGAGGAUCUACAUGAAGCGCCGAAUGUAUUGAGGGACUCUUUUGCAGACUGUCAGAUCAGCGGGACUAAAGGAGGGCUAGAACUGAAGAAAAUUAGCUGAGAGAAAAGUUAUAACUGAGGUGAAAUGAAAGGACUCAGAGGAGAUCCGUUUUGAGCCUGUGGUCAUUUUAAAAAGUUGGGAAAUGAAUAAAAAGUUAGAUUUCUUUUGUUCUUCACUGUAAUUUUAUUAUGUUUUCAGUCAGGGAGAGAAUGAAGAAGUUCCUCUUUGUACUCCCUGUAACCAUGUUCAGCCUCUUGAUGGGUUUACAUUUAAAACCAGAACAUACCGCAGUGUAUGUCUGCCUCCAUUCAGGUCAAUCUCUGAUGCUCUCUUGUAUAUUUCAGAGAAUUAUAGAGCAAGCAAACACACACAAGCGCACACACACAUGCAAACACACAGAGGCAUGCAUACAUAUGCACCUAUGACACAUUGACAUGCACACCUUAAAAAAAUAUGUUUACAACCUCACUUUGUAUCUUUUGUUGUAUAGUUAUGUCACAUUAAAAAGGAAAAGCAGCUCUACGACUUCUUGGCGAUACAAAAAAUGAAACUGAAACUUUUUUUUUUCUUUUUUUUUUUGCUGUAUUUGAUGUGUUUAGAUUUCUUUCUUAUGCCAGAUUGGAUUAACUUUAAAGAGCUUUAAACACUUUUUGGUUCAAAUUUGAUAUUCUGAUUAUUUGCCUUAACAGUGCCAUGGUUCUAUAAGGGAAAUAUCACAUUGCAUACGACUUUUAUCACAAGUGAUCCUGACGUAGAAACCCUGUGGACUCCUAAAGCACAAACUUAAACAGUAAACACUUCCAACGUGGUGGACCAGGGGUUUUUAACUAUUUUGGGAUCCAGUUUCAUUUUUUUUGUGUCAGCACACAUCUGAUAUUUAUCUAUGCCUUAAAGUUUUGUUAUCAUCUGAGGCCCUUUUACUUCUUGUGUACAUUUUUGUUCCUUCACCAUCUCUGGAUUUCCUUAUUUUUUUGAGAACAAAAAAGAUACUUGAAAUCACACUAUGUGUUUUGCAGCCUUUUAUUACAGAUGUUUCCACCAAGAGGCUACAAGCAUUUUGUUGAUUUUUCAGGAGAUAAUUAAUUGAAAAGCUUCAGUCCAGGGAGUCAGGGAUUGUGCGUAAGCCGUUAAAUGCACGUCUUUCUACUUGCAUCUUAAAAAAUGAACAAAAAAAAAAAGAACAAAAAAAGAGGAAAAAAACAAAACAGUAUGGAGAAUACAAAAAUGAUUGUUUUCUCUGAGUAAACUGUGAACCUAAAAAACAAAAAUCAAAGGAAAGAGGGCCACUGUAUAUGCACAGUGAAGCCAUCUGUCUUGUAAAAGGAGAGUGUUGUUGUUGAUGUCACCUUUAGCAUUGUAAGAUGUACAGUGUGAAAUAAAUAUGCCCGUGCAAUGUGUAAAUAACAGCAUGAUGAUUACUAGUUUUGCUAUAUGAUAAAAAAAUAAAAGCAAUUAUUUUAUUAAAGUUCAGUUUUUUAAUGGC
Molecule: messenger RNA, 3992 nt
Organism: Poecilia reticulata (guppy)
Lineage: Eukaryota; Metazoa; Chordata; Actinopteri; Cyprinodontiformes; Poeciliidae
Molecular function (GO): neuropeptide hormone activity
Source: RefSeq, a predicted model, not a curated record